GAUACAAACAACAUCCAUUAUCUCUCUACACAUAACUCCAAAAAAACGACUCUUUUUCAUUCAGAACACAAAGCAAAAGUAAAAGGUCUCGAUUUUUUCCCUGAAUCUCUCUUUGUGGGUCAGUCACUCUUCAUCAAUGGAUGACAAAGCAAGAAGCUUAAAGAUCAACAAAAACAUUGAGGAUUUCACGAACGUGGAAGAAGAAAUAGAUCACCUAAGAAGAGGUCCAUGGACCGUUGAGGAAGAUUUCGAGCUCAUCAAUUACAUUGCUACUCAUGGUGAAGGUCGAUGGAACUCUCUCGCUCGUUGCGCAGGAAGAACUGAUAACGAGAUCAAAAACUAUUGGAGAACACGUGUUCAAAAGCAUGCAAAACAGCUUAAAUGCGACGUGAACAGUCAACAAUUUAAAGACACCAUGAAGUAUCUGUGGAUGCCUCGGCUCGUAGAGCGUAUCCAAGCCGCCUCUACCGGGUCUGUUUCCACGUCCUCUUGCAUCACCAACUCCUCAGAUCAGUUCGUGGUCAACAACAACAACACCAACAACAUGGAACAUUUGGGUUUCAUAAGUAACCCUAAUGGUAAUGGUUACAUCACGCCGGAUAAUUCCAACGUGGCAGUAUCUCCUGCAUCAGAUCUAACGGAAUGUCAUAUGAGUAGUGAAGUGGGGAAGAUUGGUCAGGAUCAGAAUUUGGUGGAUCCACAAAUAUCAUCGCAGAAUUAUUUGGAUAAUAACAGUGGACUAUUAUUAAACGGAGAAUUUACGAAGAUGCAAGAUCAAAGUGACCUUAAUUGGUUUGAAAAUGUUAAUGGGAUGAUACCUAACUAUUCGGACAGUUUUUGGAACAUUGGAAAUGAUGAAGACUACUGGCUCUUACAACAACAUCAACAAGUCCUCGACAAUGGAAGCUUCUGAUGAAUAGACAAGAAGCAAUUUU
Molecule: messenger RNA, 935 nt
Organism: Arabidopsis arenosa
Lineage: Eukaryota; Viridiplantae; Streptophyta; Magnoliopsida; Brassicales; Brassicaceae
Source: the annotation of a GenBank genome assembly